Messenger RNA from Culicoides brevitarsis, 3843 nucleotides. RefSeq names its product zinc finger protein ush (gene ush). The transcript has 8 exons. Gene Ontology annotation, biological process: negative regulation of transcription by RNA polymerase II; cell differentiation; positive regulation of transcription by RNA polymerase II. NCBI's taxonomy places the organism in Eukaryota, Metazoa, Arthropoda, Insecta, Diptera, Ceratopogonidae. The record is from RefSeq and is a predicted model, not a curated record. Gene Ontology annotation, cellular component: nucleus. The coding region runs from base 451 to 3645 and encodes 1064 amino acids. Gene Ontology annotation, molecular function: RNA polymerase II-specific DNA-binding transcription factor binding.
AAUAUUUAUUAAAAAAAAAUAAUAAAAUAAAUUUUGUGUCAUUGUAAACAUAAAAAAAUAAAGAAAAACCAAAGAAUUGUUUCAAAAAAGUAAAAAUUUGCAUAAUGAUCAAUUAAGUCACCGCCCGCUUGCUUGCUUGCUUUGACUAAAAAAAAAUAAUAAUAAUAAACAGAAACUUGAUGGAAUUAUGAUGUCGAAUUAAAAAAAAAGAUAGAUAAAAAAAUAUUUUGAGUGAAUUUUAUCUUUAUCUCAAAUGUAUAAAUAAAUCCACGAAAUAAAUAAAAUAUACGAUGAUGAUGAUUGAAAUGCGAUUCAAGGAUUCCCGAUAAAAUAUUUGAAUUAAUGACUUUCGAGAUAACGAAAGUUUAUUUAAAAUCAGUUUUUUAUUUGUGAAAUAUCAGCACUCAAUAAAAAUUCCAAUCAAAUUUUAAACAUUUAAAAAUAUUUUAAAUGAAAAUCAUGUCACGGAGGAAGCAAUCUAAUCCAAAACCUUUAUUGAAACGAGACGAUGAAGAAGCGUCGGAAAAUCAAACAGAGAUUAGCGCCUCGUGUGACACCGAAACAACCGACUUGAACGCCAACUCAAACCCCUCUAGUCCAUCUCAAAUAAGUGCAAGAUCUGCUUCGCCGCCACCACCUGCCUCGCCAUGCUCGCAAAUCAGCGAGACACCUUCUAGCAUAGAUAACAAAUACUUAGAUGUCGAAUUAGAGUUAGCCAAGUCCUUUCAGCAGCAGCAACAGCAGCAAUCUGAAAAACCUAAAUUAAGAUUAAACAUUUCCUUAGCUGCCGAUCCCGCAUGCAAUCCCGAUGCAAAAGACAUCAAAGGAAUGGUAGCCGAUGUCGCGGAAAGUCCUCCGUUGCCGGAAAAGACGCGCAAUAACGCUUUAACUGUCACAAAAUUACUUCAAAGAUCUGAGAGUCAGGGCAUCAAUGUGGUUCCUAUUGUGGCGCUCGAGCCCGUUCCGACGCCACCCAUCCAAGCUCGAAUUCCCAUUUACACGUGCAUCCCGUGCGGCAUUAAUUUCUCGUCAGCUUCCACGCUCGAGGCACACCAAACGUACUACUGUUCGCAUCGCAAGGACCAAGACGAGCCAAUUCCCGCGCUACCGAAAGCCGCCUCGUCGUCGGCGAACAACAACGAUUCAGCCGAACCACCAACCAAGGCGCAAAAAACGGGCAAACAGUACGCUUGCACCCAAUGUUCGUACAGCGCCGACAAAAAAGUCUCUCUAAAUCGUCAUAUGCGGAUGCAUCAGACGUCGCCAGCAAGUAGCUCGAUCACCUCAAACGGCGGCGAUGACAUGAUGACACCCGUGAAUGCUAGUCAACUUGCGACGCCAGUCAUUCAAGUGCCCGUCGAUCGGUAUUGCACUAAUUGCGAUAUCAGAUUUAGCAGCACGAAGACUUAUAGGGCGCAUAAGCAGCAUUAUUGCUCGUCGAGGCAUCGUGAUGGGGCACCAAAUAUUCCGUCAGCAUCGAAGCCACCAUCGCAAAAAUCGGGAUCGCAAAGCCCUAAUGAGGUCACGAAUAAAGCAACGCCCUCGGAGGAGUUUCUUGCGCUGCCCACAAAUCCCAUUAUUAUUGUUCCUUGUUCAGUUUGGCGGAAUGUCACCAAGAUUUCUUCGACGAAUUUACCAGCAAAUUCCGAUUAUACUUGUUUUAUGUACCAAAAUGGAGCUUUUGAGCCGAUCGCGUACUCGUUCGCUAAUCAAAUGAAAGUUCCGAGUCGAGAACCGACGCCGCAUGUUUCCACGGAAUCAGCUGAGCAACGAGCUGCUGAUCGUUCGGAUGUCUUGAAAGACGUGAAUAACAAGAAAUCUGAAGGAAGUUCAUCAACAAAAGAUCCAACAACACCUCUCGAUCUAUCAGUUCGUCGAUUCUCACCAGGACUCUCAUUGCGGGAACGAUCCUUAUCACUCGCUUCCGCCAUUUCAUCGGAGCAUUUCCGGAUGGAAUUCGAUCUGAUGGAAAGCAAAGAAAAUCUCUCGGUUAGUGGUGAUUCUGUGACUCCCGAACAAAUUGUUUGUGCCCCGUCAUUACCCGGCAGUCCUCCACUCACACCUUCCCCUAAACGGAGACAUUCCAAUAGUCCGCGCACCGUAUCAGCUUCCGUUUCGCCAAUCGCGUUACCAACAUCUCCCUUGCUCUUGCGAUCGCACCACUUGCAAAGCAUGCCUCCAGAUCUCAUCGCGUUGCGUCUCGCCGAGAACCCUGCACUCAUCAACGAGCUCCGAAUGCGUCUCCAGAACUCAAAUUCCAACAAUAUCGGCGGGAAACACGAAGCACUCCAAUUUCUCGACACAAACACGAAAAAACAAUCGAAUAGUGUGAGUCCGGCUCCCGUGCCAGCAACCGCCAUGCCACCAAUCCCGCCACAAAUUUUCGUGAAAAAGGGCUCGUCAAAGUGCAAGGAGUGCAACAUUGUCUUUUGCAAGCAGGAAAAUUACAUCGCACACAAAAAGCACUACUGCUCGGCCCGAAAUCUCGAUGCCGACGGAGAAAAUGUCAAAGUUAGUCCACCGAUCUCGCCAAAUUCCCAAAGUCCGAAUCAAUUGUCAUAUCAGCAACUCAUCUGCGGCGCGUGCGGCAUCAAAUUCACGUCGUUAGACAACUUGAAUGCUCACAUGAUGUACUACUGUCCGAAGCGGGUCGACUUGCAAGUGCAUCACCAGCAAAGUACCAGCUCGGCAUCGAGUGUCGUGUCGAAGGAAAAGUGCGGAAAAUGCAAAACGGUACAUGAACCUGGGCAAAAUUGCCCCGCCAACAACUCAAAUUCGUAUAAAUGCCCGAUUUGUGAAGUCGUUAGUGCGAAUUCGACGGAGGCAAGACGUCAUAUCGAGACUCAUGGCGAAAUUAAGGCUUUUAGAUGUUCCAUGUGUGGAUACAAGGGAAAUACUUUGAGGGGAAUGCGAACACAUAUCCGAAUGCAUUUCGAUAAAAAGGGAGGCGAUUGCAAUGAGGAGAACUUCAUUACGUGCAUUAUCGAAGAAGAUCGCAUCGAAAUACCGCCAAGCGUGUCGAAAAAUACAACUCCAUCGCCCGCUCCAUCGGUAUCUCCUGCAUUAACGGCCUCAAAUCAAAUGUACUAUUGCGAGUCUUGCAAAUAUUCGUCGACCUACAAAGGCAAUGUGGCACGUCACACUAAACUCCUACACAGCUCACAUGGUCCAAUUAGCUCAACAUCUCCGUUAAUUGGCGAAGGCGGGGAACCCUUAAUUUGCAAUGGUGACUCUUUGCAUAAUGAUGACGAAGAUUUACAAGAAAUUUCCAAAAUCAAACAAGAACCAGAAGACGACCCCAAACAACCCGAAUUAUCUGAAUCACCGGCCAUCGUCGAACCCCAAAUCACCAUUAAAAUCGAGGAAAACCAGACACCGCCGCCUCCAGCUAUCGCAACAUUUCCCAAAUCGGACAAUUUCGUCAUGCAACAACCCGAAAUGGACGAAGACGUCUCAAAAUACUGCGAAAAGUGCGACAUCAAAUUCAACUUUUUAAAGACAUAUCUCGCGCACAAGCAACAUUACUGCAAAAACAGCACCCAAAACGCCGAUAUUCUGAGUCAAUUUAAAGCUGUUGCCGCUGCAAAAAAUAAUUCAGCAAAUCAAACGGUAGUGACGAGAGCUGCCGAAACUCCAGUACUAUAAAAUGGCUGAAAAUGGAGAAAAAAAUGUAAAAUUAUUACCAAAACACUCUUUUAUUAAUUUCUAUAGAAAUUCUUACAAAAUAUUACUUACACGUGUCUCUAAUCUAUUAAUUAAUUAUUAUGAAUAAAAUAUAAAAAUCCCUUGAUGCACAUAAAAAAAAUAAUAAAAGUCAAAGGACUGAUAAACAAAAGUUGUAUA